Molecule: messenger RNA, 1023 nt
Organism: Cuscuta campestris
Lineage: Eukaryota; Viridiplantae; Streptophyta; Magnoliopsida; Solanales; Convolvulaceae
Source: the annotation of a GenBank genome assembly
ACUAAAUGAAGAGAUACUACACUAUAAUAAAAUCAAUAUCAUUCAAAAGAGAAAAAAACCACUAGUGUUGCGGGUAUUUGGCAAACUGGUAUAAGACUACACCAUGAAGGUUUGGGAGCGAGUUAUCGAGUAUAGGGUGCGGAAAGAGGUUUGCAUCUCGGAGAACCAGUUUGGUUUAAUGCCUGGCAGAUCGACUACAGAGGCCAUUCAUCUCGCGAGGAGGUUAAUGGAAGAGUAUAGGGCUAGGAAGAAGGACCUUCAUAUGGUGUUUAUUGACCUUGAGAAGGCGUAUGAUAGGGUGCCAAGGGAGGCCUUAUGGAGGUGCCUUGAGGCGAGAGGAGUGCCCAUCGUGUACACUCGCGCGAUCAAGGAUAUGUACGAUGGGGCUAUGACCAAGGUAAGGACUUCCGGGGGCGUCUCAGAUUCCUUCUCGGUAGGGAUGGGGUUGCACCAAGGUGGCCGGGAUACAGAAUCAGAGGUGGAAGUCAAGAUUGACUCUCACCUAGUACCUAAGGUAGACAGGUUUCGUUAUCUUGGCUUAGUAAUUCAGGCGGAUGGGGAGUUAGAUGCGGAUGUUGGACAUCGGGUUGGAGUGGCUUGGGCCAAAUGGCGGUUAGCUUCAGGGGUGUUGUGUGAUCCGAAGAUUUCGCCUAGAAUGAAAGGUAAGUUCUAUCGAUCCGUAGUCAGACCUGCUAUGUUAUAUGGGGCAGAGUGUUGGGCGGUUAAGAAGACUCAUGUGCGUCGUCUGCAUGCGGCGGAGAUGCGGAUGUNGGAAGUAGGGGAAGGGGUAGACCUAAGAAGAAUUGGGAGGAGGUGAUAAGACAGGAUUUAGGACUUCUCGACCUGACUGAGGAUAUGGCCCUAGAUAGGAACCUUUGGAGAACUAGGAUUAGAGUAGCUGGAUAGGAGCUCGGUGUUGUAGAGGUUGUUUUGUAGUGUGUUGUAUUUGUUGGGAAUCUUUUGCUAUUGUUUGUACUUGUUGCUUGUACUUGGUGCCUUAUAUGUGCUAUACUGUGUUCUCUU